AUGAGCACAACGAAUGAACCCGACCACGUUCCACCUGUGAAUGAUUAUGUUGACGAAGCAACAAAUGUCGAUGAUAUUGUCAAUCCAUGGGAAGUCAAAGCUGGAUCAAAUACGGGUGUCGAUUAUGAUAAACUGAUUCGAAGAUUUGGCUCCUCCAAAGUAUCCGAUGACUUAGUAAAACGAAUUGAAAGAAUCAUCCAAAAACCAGUACAUCACUUUAUUCGACGAGGAAUUUUCUUUUCACAUAGAGAUGUGGAUCAAAUCUUGCUUGCAUAUGAACAGAAAAAACCGUUUUAUCUGUACACUGGACGUGGUCCAUCAUCAGAUGCGAUGCAUCUCGGACAUCUGGUACCAUUUAUUAUGACAAAAUGGUUACAAGAUGUGUUUGAUGUACCACUCGUGAUUCAAAUGACAGAUGAUGAAAAAUUUUUAUGGAAAGAUUUAUCAGCGGAUGAAACAAAUCGUUUAGCUUAUGAAAAUGCCAAAGAUAUUAUUGCAUGUGGUUUUGAUAAAGACAAAACAUUUAUAUUCUCAGAUUUUGAUUUUAUUGCACAAUGCCCAAAGUUUUAUCGAAAUAUUUGUAAAAUCCAAAAAUGUGUCACAUAUAAUCAAGUGAAAGGCAUUUUUGGUUUUGGUGAUAGUGACUGUAUUGGCAAAAUUGCUUUUCCGGCCAUUCAAGCGGCGCCGGCCAUUAGCUCAACAUUCCCAUUUAUUUUUGGAGAGAAACAAAAACAAGAACUAGCUUGUUUUAUACCUUGUGCUAUUGAUCAAGAUCCGUAUUUUCGAAUGACACGCGAUGUUGCACCGCGACUAAAUUUUCCAAAACCGGCGCUGUUACAUUCUGUCUUUUUCCCCGCAUUACAAGGUUCACAAUCAAAAAUGAGUUCGUCCGAUCCAAAUUCAUCGAUAUUUCUAACCGAUACACCCAAAGAUAUCAAAAAUAAAAUCAAUAAGCAUGCGUUCAGUGGAGGUAAAGCAAGCAUCGAAGAACAUCGUGAAAAAGGUGGUGAUUGUGAGGUGGAUGUAUCCUACCAGUACUUACGAUUUUUCCUAGACGAUGAUGAGAAAUUACAACAGAUUCGAGAAGGUUAUUCGAGUGGUCAAAUAUUGACGGGUGAAUUAAAGAAAACGUUAAUUGAAAUACUACAAAAAUUGGUAGCCGAUCAUCAAGUGAAACGACAGCAAGUGACAGAUGAUAUUGUUAGAGAGUAUAUGAGACCGAGAGAAUUGAAGUUUCGAUAUUAA
Messenger RNA from Didymodactylos carnosus, 1245 nucleotides. The record is from the annotation of a GenBank genome assembly. NCBI's taxonomy places the organism in Eukaryota, Metazoa, Rotifera, Eurotatoria, Philodinida, Philodinidae.